This is a messenger RNA of Myiozetetes cayanensis, 3056 nucleotides long. RefSeq names its product CD2 associated protein (gene CD2AP). NCBI's taxonomy places the organism in Eukaryota, Metazoa, Chordata, Aves, Passeriformes, Tyrannidae. The record is from RefSeq and is a predicted model, not a curated record. The transcript has 18 exons. The coding region runs from base 150 to 2072 and encodes 640 amino acids. Gene Ontology annotation, molecular function: protein binding.
GGCGAGCGGCCCCUCUGCCUCGGGCCGCCCGCGGCUCGGAGCCGCCCCUUCCACGCCCGCAGCGCCCGCGGAUGGACCCGCCGGGCCCGGCUUGAGCGCGUCGGCGGGACCCGGAGCCGCUCCGCCGAGCCCGGGCGGGCGGGCGCAGCAUGGUGGACUAUAUCGUGGAAUAUGACUAUGAUGCAGUGCAUGAUGACGAGUUAACAAUCCGAGCUGGGGAAAUCAUCAGGAAUGUGAAAAAACUGGAAGAAGAAGGAUGGUUAGAAGGGGAGUUAAAUGGCAAAAGGGGCAUGUUCCCUGACAAUUUUGUGAAGGAAGUUAAGAAGGAUGUAGAGCCCAAGGAUGAUGCUGUACCACUCAGGAGGGAGAAAUCUGGCAACGUAGCCAGUCUUGUGCAGCGGAUGAGCAGCUAUGGGCUUCCAGCAGGAGGAUUUCAGCCUCAUCCCCCAUCCAAAGGAUUCAAGAAGAGGUCCAAGAAGCGUCAGUGCAAAGUGCUCUUCGAGUACAUCCCACAGAACGAAGAUGAGCUGGAACUCAAGGUGGGGGAUGUGAUCGACAUCAACGACGAGGUAGAAGAAGGCUGGUGGAGUGGAACACUGAAUGGCAGGGCAGGGUUGUUCCCUUCAAACUUUGUGAAAGAAUUGGAGUCAACGGAUGAUGGAGAAACACAGGACGCUGUGGAUGACACAGAGCCUGUUUUCAAUAGUCCUACCUCACCUGUGACCACUCCAGGAAACGGGGGCGAACCCUCAUCUGGACCAGCACAGCCAAAGAAAAUCCGAGGUGUUGGGUUUGGGGAUAUCUUUAAAGAAGGCUCAGUGAAACUUAAGACGAGAUUAUCCAGUAAUGAAUCAGAAGAUAAAAAGCAAGAUAAGCCAUUAUCUACCCAUUCUCCUGGAUCAAAGCUAAUUCAUUUUCCUAGUAUAACAAAAACUGAAAACUCACCAGAAGUAAUAAAAUCAGAAGGUGAAAGUAAACCAAAAGCCAAGGAAUAUUACAGGGCAGUAUUUUCCUAUGAAGGCUCAAAUGAUGAACUGAGCUUUAAAGAAGGUGAUAUCAUUCAAAUAAUCAGUAAGGACACUGGAGAGCCAGGCUGGUGGAAAGGAGAGCUCAAUGGUAAAGAAGGACUCUUCCCAGAUAACUUUGCUGUUCAAAUACAAGAGUCUGAUAAAGACUUCCCUAAGCCAAAGAAACCUCCACCUCCAGUUAAAGGUCCAGCUCUGAGGCCUGAAUUGCCAACUGGAGAGAAGAAAUUCCCGUCUUUGAAGUCUGAAGAAAAAGAUGAAAAAGGAGCUUUGGAUCAGAAGCCUUUGAAACCACAAGCUCCUCAAGUACCACCCAAGAAACCUAUUCCUCCAAGCAAGACUAACAGCUUACUGAGAGCAGGACUCCUGCACCCAAAGCGUCCGGAAAAACCUGGUUUGCCGUCACCUGCACCCAAAACUAAUGGAGAAGUUGUUUCUCUUCGACCGAAAUCUGAAGUUGAGCCAGUAGCAAAACCAAAGUUAGACUCUGAACCAUUACCACAUAGACCAAAAUCAGUAGAGGUAGAUUCACUUGUGGUAAAGAGCUCUAAAGAAUCAGAUCCGUUAAGCUUUGAUGAUGUAAUAGCUACCUCAGAUAAUCUGUCACACCCGACUGCAACCCGGCCCAAGAUGCCUGGUAGGAGGCUGCCCUCACGUUUCAAUAGCAGUCCUGGAAGUCAGAAUGUGGUUCCAGAAAAAAAUUUGAAGGUGCAGAAAGAAGAAGAAAGUGCCAAACCAAAGCCAGUUGAAACAAAAAAGCCAUCUGCAUUCAGCCCAAUUACAUCUUCAUCUCAGAGACCAAGUUCUGUCAUAUUCGACUUUUUACCUGGAGACAUCCAACUUAAAGGAGAAACUGAUGAUGAAAAAAUUACUGUGGAAGAGCUCAGGACUCAGAUUAAUGAUUUGAUGGGUUUAAUAGAAGCACUGAAGAAAGAACAUGGGAGAGAACUGGAAAAACUAAAGAAGGACUUGGAAGAAGAGAAGCUGUUGCGAAGUAAUCUGGAGCUUGAAAUAGAAAAAUUGAAGAAAGCAGUGAUGUCUACAUGAGAGCUAUGGACUCAAUGUUUUUAACUCACCAGGAAUUCAAAGCUGAACACAAGGAGAACUGACUCUUAUUUCAUAAUAAUGGAUGCUGUUGUUCUACUUUCUUAAAGAAAAAAUAUAGUAAAAAAAAGGAAUAUAGUCUUAUAUUCAGAGAGAUAAGAAAACAAAAAAGAAUAAUGGUGUAAUUUUUUUGCCAAUAUAAAAGAGGCCUUAUUUCUUACUGUGCUGGAAUUGCAGACCUUAUUUUUUUGGUUUGCUAGAAAAUACUACUGAAUCUGUAUAGAAAGGAGAGGGAAUUCUUAAUAGAUUUUUAUGGAAUACCUGUAGCCUAAUUUUUAAAGAGAUCUAUACUAUAAAUAGGGUGAUCUAUCUUUACAACUAAUCUGUAAAAUAGUCUAUUGGGAGGGGUGGAAUAACUGUAUUGUAAUUGUAGUCACUACUUUUCCCCUACACGCAAAAGGGAAUAUAUGAUAUUUGUAUAAUUUUGGCAGUCUCACCCAGGGUUAUGCUGUUGUGCCUGUCUGCAGUGAGAAUAUUAAUACUGUGCUGUUUAUAAGUUGAGUAAUGAGAUAGGAAUUUGUUAGUGCAAUGAAGCAGGUGAAACUCCUAUGCAUUGUAGUGAGACUGGAUGAUCUAAUCCGAGUAGUUCAGCAGAACGGUUUGUCACUUGCACUAUUGGAUUAAAAAGGGAUUUAGGACUGAAUCAUGAAAUGAUGAAAAAAAAAAUCAGUUUGUAAAACCACAAAAUGCAGGAAAUACAGAACCAAGGCUCGAGCCCAGUCUUAACCUGUUGUGCCUAAAAUACUCCAGUAUACAGCAUGGAAAAGCAAACCUUAAGUCACGAUGUCUGUGUACCUGUGUAUCUAAACUGAAGUCAUCAGUCUUUGUAAUGGUUCUAUAUGCAUCUCGAUCUGUUUUUACAAUAGUCAGGUUUUGUUUAUAACAUGUCUCCAAAUAAAUCCCUUUGGAACUUUGAUACUCUCAAAA